CUGAAGGAAUAAAACAGGACCUUCACCAUGCAUCUUGGACUGGAUGAGAGCAGGGAAUGCCAGUACAACCAGAUCUGCACCCAUCACAACUCCACGCUUAUGGAGACCCCUCACACAAAGAAGAGGGUAAAGAAAAAGUGGCAGGUCUUUCCAGGCCGGAACAAGUUUUACUGUGACGGCAGGAUCAUGAUGGCAAAGCAGACCGGUGUGUUUUACCUCACCAUGGCAUUGAUCCUGGUCACCAGCGGGCUCUUCUUUGCAUUCGACUGCCCGUAUUUGUCCUCCAACCUGAGUCCAGCCAUUCCAGCCAUUGGCGGCGUGCUCUUUGUCUUCGUCAUGGUCAUGCUGCUCCGUGCCAGCUUCAGCGACCCGGGUGUUUUACCCAGAGCCACUCCAGAUGAGGCGGCUGAUGUAGAAAGACAGAUAGAUGCAGCUAAUGGAGUGAAUGGUGCGGGAUCACGUCCUCCUCCCAGAACCAGAGAGGUGCUCAUCAAUGGCCAAACUGUUAAACUGAAGUACUGCUUCACCUGCAAGAUCUUCAGACCCCCGAGAGCUUCGCACUGCAGCCUGUGUGAUAACUGCGUGGAGAGGUUUGACCACCACUGCCCCUGGGUGGGUAACUGCGUGGGGAAGCGAAACUAUCGCUUCUUCUACCUGUUCAUCCUCUCCCUGUCCUUCCUCACCAUCUUCAUCUUUGCCUUCGUCAUCACCCACGUCAUCCUGAGAUCCAACCGGACCGGCUUCCUGAGCGCCCUUAAGGAUAACCCGGGCACUGUUCUGGAGGUGGUGGUAUGUUUUUUCUCCGUCUGGUCCAUCGUGGGUUUGUCGGGCUUCCACACCUACCUGAUCAGCUCCAACCUCACCACCAACGAGGACAUUAAAGGCUCAUGGUCAUCCAAACGAGGCAAAGGCAACUACAACCCUUACAGCUAUGGUAACAUCCUCACCAACUGCUGCGCUGCCCUCUGUGGUCCUGUACCACCCAGUUUGAUUGACAGGAGAGGCCUUGUAGAACCAGACGCUCCUCAGCUGGCACCUCAGUCAGACAGCACCAACACGUGUCCCACCACUCAGUUUCAGAGUCACAUGUGUCACCAAGACCAGUGCAUUCAGAGCACCAAGUUCGUUCUGCAGGCCGCCACCACGCCCCUCCUGCACGCCCAGCCCGUGUUGCUGAGCGGAGGCACCGUCCUGCAGGUCAAACCCUCUAUGGUGAUGCCGUGCGCGCUCCAUCCCUCGCUCCCCUCGUCCACCACCAGCCUGGGCUGUGGAGGAGAGCUGCUGGCUUUACAUGACCCUGAAAGUCACUGCCAUCACCACCAGCUCAGCCACGAGCACUACGCCAGCCCGGAGGAGCUGCCCUCUCCGGUCAUGGCUCUGCCCUGCACUGCCCAUCUGGCACAGCUGUAUGACCCAGCCAGCCAGGACUCGCUACACGAGGAUUCGGUCCGCGGCCUGGUCAAACUCAGCUCAGUGUGACGAAUGGACAGAGUACAUCAUUUCUAUUCAUGGGACUAUUAUUGAAGAGCGUAUAGGACAUGAACACCUUAAAAAGGAGUCUUUUGGAAAGCUAUUCUGGAAAGCAGAUCCUUUACUGUACUCAUGGUCCACUUAAGGGGUGUCGAAGGACCUCGUGCAGGAAACCAGUGCAGCAUACAGACAGGAAGAGACUGUCGUUCCUCUAUGGCACUUAAAAUGUUCUUAUUUUUGAACAAACACGCACAUGUUAUUAUGUGAAUUUUAAACAGGUUCUGUGAUCUGAUGCUAUCAGAGUGUGUCCGACCCCGCCCGCCUCUGAAUCUAAUAAUAAUUAUCUGUAGAUCAGUGGUAUUUAAUACCUGUAUCUGAUGCAUUUUCAUGCACCCCAACAAAUAAAAAACACCAAAAUAUCUUAUAA
Trichomycterus rosablanca is the source of this 1897-nucleotide messenger RNA. RefSeq names its product zinc finger DHHC-type palmitoyltransferase 14 (gene zdhhc14). Bases 28 to 1479 code for a protein of 483 amino acids. Lineage: Eukaryota; Metazoa; Chordata; Actinopteri; Siluriformes; Trichomycteridae. Gene Ontology annotation, cellular component: Golgi apparatus; endoplasmic reticulum. Gene Ontology annotation, molecular function: protein-cysteine S-palmitoyltransferase activity. The transcript is spliced from 9 exons. The record is from RefSeq and is a predicted model, not a curated record. Gene Ontology annotation, biological process: peptidyl-L-cysteine S-palmitoylation; protein targeting to membrane.